Molecule: messenger RNA, 3036 nt
Organism: Cydia splendana
Lineage: Eukaryota; Metazoa; Arthropoda; Insecta; Lepidoptera; Tortricidae
Gene: Roe1
Product: grpE protein homolog, mitochondrial
Exons: 7
Coding region: 104-787 (227 amino acids)
Biological process (GO): protein import into mitochondrial matrix; protein folding
Cellular component (GO): PAM complex, Tim23 associated import motor
Molecular function (GO): adenyl-nucleotide exchange factor activity; protein-folding chaperone binding; protein homodimerization activity
Source: RefSeq, a predicted model, not a curated record
AAAAAAAAACAUGACAGUUCAGAAAGAUAAGAAUUUUGACAUAACCUCUCAUGCUAGUUUUUGCUAGAAAAAUUAACAGAAAAUUUUACGUUUCGUGGCACAAAUGGCAUCAAUAACAGCGUAUUCAGUGGGCCGACUGGCAAAAUACGUGACAGAGUCUACAUUCCGGAAUUUACGCUCGAAUUUGUACAGGAGUACCACCCGCGGGUACAGCACAGAGGAGAACGCCAAAGAGGAGAGCAGUGAGAAGCUGCCGGCCACCAUAGAAGAAUGCCAUAAGCAGCUGGAAACCCUCACCGGAGAGCUCAACACUCUUAAGGCACAAGCCAAAGACUAUGAGGACAAAUACAAGCGCGCACUCGCGGAGGGUGAGAAUGUCCGUCGGCGUAUGGUCAAGCAGGUUGAAGACGCCAAGUCCUUCGCCAUUCAGAGUUUCUGCAAGGAUCUGCUUGAUGUGGCUGACACAUUGUCGGUGGCAGCAGAGAGCGUGCCAGAGAGCGCACUGGGCGAGGGCGGCGCUGAAGGCGCGGCCGCCGCAUUACGCUCGCUGCACGACGGCGUGCGGCUCACGCGAGCCAUGCUCACACAGGUGUUCACUCGGCACGGACUGGUGGCCGUGUCACCUUUGAGAGAGAAAUUCGACCCCAACCUCCACGAGGCGCUCUUCCAACAGGAAGUGGAAGGAGCGGAGCCUGGCACAGUGGUCGCGGUCUCCAAAGUGGGUUACAAACUGCACGAGCGCUGCGUGCGGCCCGCCCUCGUCGGCGUGGCUAAAGGCUCCUCCUAGUGUACCAAGGAUUCAAAAAUGACACCUUUCUCGACAUGUCACGGUCAUACACGGAUAUAGCUUCUAAACUUGUCUUUUCUGUUCCCCAAAUCUAAGAUCACUAACCAAUCUAUCUGGUUUUGAACUAAAUUUACAAUUGGAUUGGUCAGAUUGGCCAAUCAAUCUGUCAUUUUUAUUUUAGUACCUGUUGAAUAAAACCGUUAAACCCUUUACUAGGUUGCCAUUUCAAAAAUGACAGUCGAAUGGCAGUUAGGUACGAGUAUACUCAUCGAAAAUAGAACAUACAUAUGUUUGAUCCCUUAGCCUGGUAAUGGGUUAACUUUUGGGAACAGAAGAGGCAACUUUUUUCUACGUGUCUAUGACCCAUCACCGUUGGUUAGUGUAAAGGGGCCCACUGAUUAACAGUCCGCCGGACGGUAUAGGCCUGUCAGUUAGAACAAAAAGUUGACAGUUCCGAACAACUGACAGGCAGAUACCAUCCGGCGGACUGUUAAUCAGUAGUCCCCUUUAGUUCGGUGCUGAUCUAACAUUUGAUUGGCAUUGCUAUAGUUCGUUUUUUUUAGCAUUAGAAAGAACUUGAAAGAAGGUAAGCGAUCUUGACAAGUCUUAAUUGAAAAACGCUUUUUAAAAAUCAAUAACUAUUACUUAUGAAAGCAGAAUAAUAUAAAUGAUCGUAUUAGAUUCAUAAUUGUUACAUAUUUGCCGUAACUUAUUUUUUUUAAUGUUUUUCAACUAAAAGACACAUCAAGAUUAUUUACCUUAUUUCUAAUGCUAAAAUAACGAACUAUAAUUUGAAACCAAAUUGCAUUUACUCUUACCUGAAAUGCACUUUUUUAUUAACUACCUUUAAAAAAAACUUUACUCACAAGCUACCAAGCCAAACGAGUCUCGACUUAUACUACAAUUUAAGCAAAAUACAGAUGUACUGCAUAAUUGUAUUCCACCGUAUUGUCACGGAAACUUACGAACGUGUCUUGCUAUUAAGGCCAGUGUCGGUACAAAAAGUACUGAUAUUGACUGAAUUAGCACGGAAAAAUACGAACGUUUCCGAGAAAAUACGAUGGAAAACUACAUCUGUACAAUUUUUAUUCCUACAGAAUUUUAACAUAUCCACAAUUAUCAGAUAAACGCCAACAUCAUUUGUGUUAUGCGUGUAAGUGAAUUCAAUUGCGUUUUAAACUUGUGAGUAAAAUUCCUGUAUGACUGGACUCUAGACAUUAUGUAUGACAGAAGGGAUAUGUAUAAAAUUUACUUUGACACCUGCUUUACUGAGACAGUUGGUGAGAAUCCUCUAGACCGAGUUUAGAGCAAUUAUUUCAUGCAACCGAUGAUGCCAAAAAUGUGGGAGUGCACGGGACGAGGUGAGCGAAGUCCCGUGCCGUGAUUGGUCCGUUCAAAGACACGGGCGUCACACAAAGACACUUUCGAUUCGAACAUGGAGUAAAAUUACCGUAUGCUUUGUCUGUGGUGAGAAUUAACGGUCUUGUGGACCGUAAGGAAACCGUUGAAAGUGUAGUAACUUAUCAAAAUAAUAACCUAACUUGAAAUCUUUUCUUCCUCACUCAAGUGUGUUGAAAAACAUGAAACGCAUGUGCAUUGGUCAUUACACACAUCGGCUUUCUAAUAGCGUACAAUAUUGCCCCGUGUGUAGUGACCAACGUAGCACACUUGUAUCAAAAUCAUAGUCUAAUAAAACGUGGUCUUCUCUUCCCAGAGUGACACAAGUCUACGUCACAAUAACAUUGCCGCUAUAUAUGGCGCUAUCGCAUAUUAUCAUAUAGCGCUGUCGCAUGAUGACGUAGGCUUGUGUCAGUCAGGUGAACUAGAAAAGACGGGAAGAGAGUACCAGGCGGAGUAUAUUAUUAUACCAUGAUCACAAUGUACUAUUGGCAGGCGUGGCUCACUCCGCGAUUUAGUCGGUUUGCAACAGGUAGCUAAAAGUACAUCCGUUCCACACCCAUUUUGGUGGCUAGCCAUAAGCCGCGCGUGGCGCUGUCGCCACCUAGCGGCCAUAUCUGUCCUGAUCGUAACAGAAGCGUUUUGUUAGAGAGUGAGUCUUCUGUACCUACUAUUAUUUAUUCUGUGCUAUUGGGAAAUAAUAAAUGAAAGUUUUUGAGCAUCGAAAUCCCUUUGUUUAGACUAGCAAUGAAUUUGUAUAAUAUUUUUGUUAUGAUUAGGCAUAGAUUUAGAAUUCCAUGAUGUAUGUCUGAGGUGGUAGUUGUUGUUAAAAUAAAUGGAUUAUAUUGUUA